GUCAGAAAGUCGCGCCUGAUCUGUGUAAUUUGAUGUAUUAUUUUGCAGUGGUAGAUUUGUUUCUUCAUUAUAGACGCAUGAGACAAAUGAUCAAAGCUCCCUGCUUUCAGUGCGACCAGUUUUCUAAUAUUUUAUGAUGCUACCUUGAGUACUUUGUCGGUGGGAGAACUUUGUCAACUCUGGAAGAAGGUUAAAUGCUCUUAUAUGCUCCUACGUCCCACCAUAUAGAAUUGGAUGAUGCAGAAAUAAAGACGUGUUGCUGACUGGCUGUCAGCUCGGCUAAUUGUGCACGCGUUGACUGCUUACGGUCUUGAGAGGUUGUGGACCUUUUUAUAGCGGUUAUUAGAGGAACAGAAGAUACAGACAGUAGUUUGAAUUGGUUCGCCUAUAAUACUGAGAGCAAUGGACAGAUACUUCCAGUCCUCGUCCCUUCACCCAACCCCUUCUCACCUUGUGUGUAGCUGUGUUUUACUUCUGUGGUUUCAAUGUUGUUUAUGUGCUUAAAACAAAACCACCAAGCACUUUUGUGGACCUCCUGAAGACGCCCAGUCCAUUUCUGUCCCAGGACAGUGGAAAGAAAUGUUAUUUUGGAGCAUCCCUUAGCCGAGGCCCCUGCCAGGAGAUGGCAUUGAAUGGGCAGUUCUUGUCCUGGCGAGAUUACUGAGGAAGAGUUGGCGAACCGCCUUCAGCAAAUCAAAGAUGGCCCUGAGCAGCUGCACAAUGAUGGCGGCAGCGGCGGCGGCGUUGGUGGCAGCGGCGGCAGCAGCAGCACCGGCAGCAGCAGCACCAGCAGCACCAGCACCGGCGGCAGCAGCAGCAGCCCUGAAGGCAAUAGUGAACAGCCCCCAGUUCCAGUAUCGGAGGGAACAGAAGAAGCGUCCAAUGGCGACACUCUCCUCGACUGGCUCAACACUGUGCGUCAGACUGGCAACACCACAAGAAGUGGUCAUCGGGGCAACCAGUCGUGGCGGGCGGUGAGCCGAACCAAUCCAAGUAGUGGAGACUUCCGUUUCAGCUUGGAGAUCAAUGUCAAUCGCAACAUAGCCGAGCAGCAAACGCAGACUGACGCAGAGCGGCUGGAAGGAGACCAGGCCCCUCCAGACGGUCCUGUGUCUGAGCCUGAGGUGCCCAUGGAGACAGCAGAGGUGGUCGAGGAGCCUGUGGUGGAGGAAAUGGCUGUCAUGGUGGAGCCUGAGCUCCCUGUCCCUGACAGUCCAACUGUAACCAGCCAACCUAGUCCACCGGUUGAGAUUUUAACCCCUCCAAUUGUUACUCCAGUAGAGCCACGUAGAGGCCAGAUUAGAGCACGUAGCCCAAGUCCGGAACAGCGCAGAACCAGGGCCCGUACAGCUAGGAGUCGUUUACCUCUCAACCUUGACCAGUUGGACGGCCUUCCUCAGGCCCGCAGUGGCCUGCCUUCUCGCAGUCACGAGCCCAUUUUGGAAGCAGCUCCUCAGAUAGAGGGCAGUUCCAGGACUCGGCUGCAUGUUUUGUCUAGGCAGAGCAACGUCCAGGUGGAAAGCCAGGAGUCUGUAGCAGAUCCUGAGCCACCUCCAGCACCUCAGCAAGGGGAGGCUCCUGCUGGAGAAGCAGGAGCUUCAGGCCGGCGUCCUCCGACUAUAAUGCUGGACUUGCAGGUGCGUAGGGUGCGGCCAGGUGAGUACCGAGAGAGAGACAGCAUUGCCAACCGCACCCGCUCUCGUUCACAGACCUCCAACAACACUUUCUUGUAUGAAACCGAACGCGGGGGCUUUCGCAGGACCUUCUCCCGUUCCGAGCGGGCAGGAGUGAGGACAUACGUCAGCACGAUCCGCAUUCCCAUCAGGAGGAUCUCUGAUGCUGGUCUUGGUGAGGCCACCUCUUUGGCUCUGCAGUCAAUGAUCCGGCAGAUCAUGACUGGUUUUGCUGAACUUAGCUACUUUAUGGACUCCGAUUCGGACUCUUCAGACUCAAACCGCGGUUCCAACCCCUCUACAGAUCUCCCCGACACGCCGGGAAAUCCCGACACUGCCAGCGCUUCUUCUGUACCUGAUGCUCCCGUUGCUAGUGCCGGAGGCUCAAACGAGGGUGAUGCCACAGAAGCACGAACAGAGGAGACGGAGGGAAGUGCGGAACCCUCCCAGCAGAGAGAGAGCAGGCAGAGGCCGCGAGCUGCCAUUAGCCUCGAGGAGACCGCCUCUCUGCCCUUUCUGCGACUUGCACAUUUCUUCUUGCUCAAUGACGAAGAUGACGACCAGCCCAGGGGCCUCACCAAAGAGCAGAUCGACAACCUCGCAAUGCGCAACUUCGGCGAGAGCGAUGCGUUCAAGACCUGCAGCGUCUGCAUCACAGAGUAUGCGGAAGGUAACAAGCUCCGCAAGUUGCCCUGCUCUCACGAAUACCACGUGCACUGUAUCGACCGCUGGCUUUCGGAGAACUCUACUUGCCCCAUCUGCCGCAGGGCAGUCCUCGUUUCUGCCAACCGCGAGAGCGUCGUCUAGCUGUAGUGCAGGGUCUCCUAUCAUAUUUCAAUUAUUCUUUCGCCUUACAAUAGCAUUUGGUACUUUGUGAUGUGAGGUGUCUCAGACACGGUCAAACCCAACCUAUUUUAAGCCAUUGAAAGUUUUACCAGAUGUGCGGAGUACAUUUGUAGUGGCACAUACUUUGACGUGUUUAUACGAAAUACCCUUUUCUUUUGCUUGCUUUGAAAUAUUGACUCACAUGAUGAUGAAGAGUCCUUUGAAUAUUGUUCACCAAAAAGGUAACAGUUUCAAGAAUUGAGAACCAAUCAUUUGUACAUGAGCUCGGGUGCAAUGUGAUUACAUGAGUUUUGAUGGUUGAAGGAUCUAUUUAUAUACUUUUUUUUUUUUUUUUUCUUCCGGGAAUUAUCGCAAGUGUUGUUUGGGUCCGACUCAUGUCCACAAUGUUAGGUUCUCAAACAUUAACCAGCGUCAUUAUUACUUAAUUAUACAUAAAUGUAGAAAACUUUAAUGUUAUUUAAUGCUUUUUUUUAUAGGUUAGGUUUGGGUUUGGCUUAACAAGAACCUUUCCUUCCACUUCGGCCUGUGUUUCCUGACACAGAUUAGGCCUAGUCUAACGGACUAAAACACAGCUAAAAAGAAAUCUUUUUCUUUUACUUUUUUUUUUUUUUUUUCUUUUUUUUUUUUUGACUAAACUUGGCAUAAUCUGUCUGGUAAAAAAAAAAAAAGAAGUAAUCGUCCCUCAGGGAUAAAAAGCGAACUUCAGGAUAAGACAUUUGUUAUGAAUGGUUAUCCAUUAAUAUUGUGGAGAAAUUAUUGGGUAAUUGGAAAUUUGAGGACAAAUCAUUGUUGCCAUACAAUUGCAUUUGCUUCCAUGACUUUUCAGCCUUGACGGUGGUAUACAAAGAUAAGCGUACCAUUUCAUCGACCGCAGAAUCGAGGAGACUUGCCUACAUAUCACAGAUGUUAGUGCAAUAUUUCCUAACGGGGAAGACUGUAAAGAAUUUGACCUGUAUGAACUUGCUCUAGACUGUGAAGAAUUGAAGACGUAUCGCCUGAAAAACAAAGGUUCUUUACAGUUUCUGUACAUUGCAAUAGCACUACACUGUCGUGCCGAGCUCAAACACUUAGAAGGGUAUCAAAGUUGUCAUAUUAUCCAAGAGUAGGGUUUUAUGUGUUAUGAUUUCCUCUCAAGAGAAUAAAAGAAUAAAGUUUGUGGUUGAAGAGCUAGUCUAUAGAAUCAGUGACAACCUGAAAAAUCCCACGAUCAUCUCGGUGCUUGUGCACUGGAGCCUAACUCGGAGUAUGAUGACCGUCUGUUCACAGCAGGUUUGUAUUUUGCACUGUUGGCAUGCGACCUCUAGUCCAGUCGUCCUUAAUAUAGUUAAAUUAAAACUCUUUAAUAAAUGCAAGUUACAUCUCAACCGCAACCCGGUUUGCAGUACGGUGGCCUCGCUGCCUUUUACCCUGUUCGUCACUCUGUACGGCAAAUUCACUCAUUUAAAGUUUUUAAGGAGCAUUAAUGUGUUACGUUCUCAUAAGUUCCCCCGGCUUCGUCUCUGUUCUUUCACUGUUGAGUUGUGAUGGGGCGACUGUGGUGAAUUAUGCUGAUCUGCUCACAAACUGACCACAUCAACUGUGCACUGUAGACCAGUGUGUUGUGUAAAUCGACUCUAGCAUACAUCUUUCCUCGGGCUUUACUUCUGAGUCUUGAACGGUGACAUUUAAUAAUCCAUGAGGUGAGGCUCCUUCGACCACUCACCAUGAAAUUAAUUCUUGUUCUGCACAUUGUCAGUAUUUUCUCAUGUUGUUUUUCCACCCUGUAUUCAGUUUGCUCUAUUAUUAACCCGAAUGAGUCAUGGAAUGAUCUUCUGAACCUCAGGAGAUGGCAUGUGGGCUUGCGCUUCUGUCUUAAAUCGAGCUGGAGAACAUCGAGUUCCAGAGGUGGUUUUCAUCAGUAGAGCUCUUCCUAAAGUUGUGGUUUGAGGGAUUUGGCUUCUAUGUUGACUUCACAUUCGUUGCCACUUGGUUCUUUAGGUGAUGUGUUUUGCACCACCGGUUUUUCUCCAGGAUCAUUGGACAUUAGACAUUUCCACAGUCUGCUGAGCUGAGAAGCAGCUACAAACUAGUCUGUUCUGGCUUCAUCAAGCCACAUUGUUAUUUGUAUAUUACAAUAAAGAUAUGUGCAACCACA
Molecule: messenger RNA, 4653 nt
Organism: Pygocentrus nattereri (red-bellied piranha)
Lineage: Eukaryota; Metazoa; Chordata; Actinopteri; Characiformes; Serrasalmidae
Gene: rlim
Product: ring finger protein, LIM domain interacting
Exons: 3
Coding region: 633-2480 (615 amino acids)
Biological process (GO): random inactivation of X chromosome; ubiquitin-dependent protein catabolic process; protein ubiquitination
Cellular component (GO): cytoplasm; nucleoplasm
Molecular function (GO): ubiquitin protein ligase activity
Source: RefSeq, a predicted model, not a curated record